This is a messenger RNA of Eupeodes corollae, 1757 nucleotides long. RefSeq names its product zinc finger MYND domain-containing protein 10 homolog (gene Zmynd10). The record is from RefSeq and is a predicted model, not a curated record. NCBI's taxonomy places the organism in Eukaryota, Metazoa, Arthropoda, Insecta, Diptera, Syrphidae. The transcript has 5 exons. Gene Ontology annotation, biological process: outer dynein arm assembly; motile cilium assembly; inner dynein arm assembly. Bases 47 to 1402 code for a protein of 451 amino acids. Gene Ontology annotation, cellular component: cytoplasm; centriolar satellite.
UCAAAACUCAAUCAUAUAUCGGUAGUAUUUUAGUUUUCCUUCCACAAUGUCGGACGUUGUAUUUCCCGAAGAAUUGGUUUAUUUUAUUGAAAGCAUUCGUCCUUAUCAGCUGCACGAAGUGGGCAGUAGUAAAUGGAUAGACAGCCAUGAAAUGAUAAUAAAACUUAGCCAACAAGCUAUUCUAGAACUCGCGACCCAUCGCGAAGAAUCCGUGAAGGAGUAUCUGGUCAUGCAUGACAAGCUAAAAACAUUGAUUCAUGAAGCUUAUUGCGUUCUCUUGUGGAAGACAAAAGUUCUUCCUCAUCUCUUGGACAUUGAUCCGAAUCCAGAAGCAACUUUUCUAAUCUACACGGUCUUUUUUCAUGAGGGCUCAGUGAUUUCACUUCUGGAGAUAGCUUUGUUCCAUGAAAAUGGUUGUGAAUCAUUGAAGGAAGCAUCUGUGGAUUUGGUUGAUUACUGCGCCCAGGCUAUUGCUCAAAUUAUUGGAUUAGUUAACAUGGGUUAUCAUGAAAAAGAAUCUGAUGUCGAUGUAGACGAAUCCGUUCUCACAGAAAUGGACCGUCAAAAGAGGGAUAUGAUAUUCAAAAUUGGUUUCAGAUGCAUAUCAAUUUUGAACUAUCUAGCAGAUAAUUUUGAAGUCCUACCGUGUAGUGCUAAACGCCGCAUGGUAACCACACACGACAUUCCUUGGUUACUUGCCGAUUUACUUAUUUUUUGUCCUUGGUAUCGAAAAACUUCAAAAGGAAUACAAAAAUUUAUCGAGGAAAAAUGGACAACGGUAAUUGGAGAGGACUUGAGAAAAGUUGUGAAACAUGAAGCUCAGACUUGGUUUUGCUUGAGACAAAUCUUAUUUAGUCCUUCUUUGAUGGAGUUAUAUGAAAUGAAUGAACCCAGGCAAAAGAGAUUAGGGCAAUGCCAAGGACUCCUCCAUGACACCCUACUGGACCAGCUACCACCACUCAUCGAAUUGAAACAUUUCCUAUGCACACUUUCAAUGGGAGGCGAUACACAGUUCUCAAAGAAAAAGUCCAAUUUAAUCUUAGAAGAACUGCCCGAGAUAAAGGAAAACCUCAUCAAAGAAGCCAAGUUGAAUGGUGGUUACCUUGCAAUAGCCCAAAAUCAAUCGGAGACUUUUUUGACUAACUCAAAAGAAAAGAUCUGUUCGCUGGCUGCACGAUUGAAUUCCGCUUACAACACUGACCUAUUGGCUGACAUGGAAGCCAAAGAAAGCCCACUUGCGGUUGAAAAGAAGGAUCAGACGAAUUGCGGUGUAUGCAAAAAGGUUGCUGAGAAGAAGUGCUCGAAAUGCAAAACCAUAUAUUACUGCUCAAGACAAUGCCAAUUGGACGACUGGCCAAAUCACAAGAAGCAAUGCAUCACUUUAGAAACAACAUCAAAAUAAACCAAAGGACACAUGAAGAUGUCACAGCAAAGAGCUCACAGAAAACACUUUAAAUAUCACAAAUUCUCACAUAAUUGUUUUAGUUUUCUAAGUUCUUUUUAUUUAAAAAAAUGCUUAACCUCAAGUAGAAUGUCGUCUUUGAUUGAAUCGAAAACUCAUGUAAACAGCAGCAGUUUAACUGUUUUGCCUGAGGUGCUCUUUGACAACAUCGAGGGCGGGUGUUUCCUCACCGAAAUCCUUGAUGACGACGACAGAGCAGCCACAAACCUUACGUGGUUUGCCUUCUUUGUCGAUUUUGCAAAGUCCAGACCAUUCGCCGAGUUUCUUGUGUGAAUCGACGCGGAUCAAUGGAAUU